CGUUGAUUUAUAGCAUCUCCAAGCCAAGUAGUAUAUCGUUAGAAAUACUCAAAAGCGGUAAACAGAACUGGACAACAUGCUCCCUCUUACAUUAUUAAAGACAGCUCAAAGCCAUCCUAUGUUGGUAGAACUAAAAAAUGGUGAGACGUACAACGGACAUUUGGUUAGCUGUGAUUCAUGGAUGAAUAUAAAUCUUCGAGAUGUUAUUUGUACAUCAAAGGACGGAGACAGAUUUUGGCGGAUGCCUGAAUGCUAUGUACGAGGCAGUACAAUUAAAUACCUACGAAUCCCAGAUGAAGUUAUUGAUAUGGUGAAGGACGAUGCACAAGCGAAGGCAAGAAUGCGUUCCGAAAUGAAUAAAGGAAGAGUAGGAGCUGGGUCCCAAAACCAAAACGUUAGAGGACAGCUUCGCCCACGUUAUAAGAAUACACCACAAAACGGCUUGAAAAGUGGCUCUCGUGGUCCAAUUAACCGUCCUCUUUCUCAAGCCGGUGUCAAUAAAACUAGAAAAUGAUUUCCUCAUUUGGCAAAUAAAAGUUAUCUUAAAAUCUAUAAAGUAAAAUUGUAAACAAUUUGAAAUCUCUAGUAUAAGUACAUAUGUAUGUAUAACAUGAAUUAAAUUUUUAAUAUUUCACA
Molecule: messenger RNA, 636 nt
Organism: Ceratitis capitata (Mediterranean fruit fly)
Lineage: Eukaryota; Metazoa; Arthropoda; Insecta; Diptera; Tephritidae
Product: U6 snRNA-associated Sm-like protein LSm4
Exons: 4
Coding region: 77-514 (145 amino acids)
Biological process (GO): P-body assembly; nuclear-transcribed mRNA catabolic process; spliceosomal snRNP assembly
Cellular component (GO): P-body; U6 snRNP; spliceosomal tri-snRNP complex
Molecular function (GO): U6 snRNA binding
Source: RefSeq, a predicted model, not a curated record